This is a messenger RNA of Fundulus heteroclitus (mummichog), 7671 nucleotides long. RefSeq names its product kinesin family member 21A (gene kif21a). The coding region runs from base 249 to 5027 and encodes 1592 amino acids. Lineage: Eukaryota; Metazoa; Chordata; Actinopteri; Cyprinodontiformes; Fundulidae. The record is from RefSeq and is a predicted model, not a curated record. Gene Ontology annotation, molecular function: microtubule binding; ATP binding; microtubule motor activity. Gene Ontology annotation, biological process: mitotic spindle organization; microtubule-based movement. The transcript has 35 exons.
UAACGUCCUGCUCAUAUCAUGCUUUUAACACCUUUAAGGUGGGUUUCGUGCUAUAGUUUCGAAAUGGCGUCGCGGAACUCGAGGUGAGAAGCCCCAUUUUCUCGGACCGUUCGCCUGCACGGAGGAGUGCGCACCCUUUUCUUACUUUUUUUUCUUUUUACCCAAAGGGCAACUCGCCAAGAUAUUGUUUUUUUUUCCUUGUGGUAAUACAAUAGUUUUUUUGAAUAUAUAUAUAUUUUAAAGCAGCCAUGACGACGGGACAGGAUGAAAGUUCAGUCCGCGUGGCGCUGAGGAUCCGUCCUCAGCUGCCCAGAGAGAAGAUUGAAGGAUGCCACAUCUGUACGUACGUGAUGCCUGGAGAGCCUCAGGUCAUCCUGGGGAAGGACAAGGCCUUCACCUACGACUUUGUGUUCGACAUGGACUCCCAGCAGGAUGCCAUCUACUCCACCUGCACGGAGAAGCUGAUCGAGGGCUGCUUCGAGGGUUACAACGCCACCGUGUUUGCAUACGGACAGACAGGAUCAGGGAAGACGUACACAAUGGGGACCGGCUUCGACGUCAACAUAGCAGAGGAGGAGCUGGGUAUCAUUCCCCGUGCCGUCCAUCACCUCUUUAAGGGCAUCGAGGAGCGCCGGCAGGCGGCCCAGGAGCAGGGCCGUCCAGUACCCGAGUUCAAGAUCAACGCCCAGUUCCUUGAGCUUUACAAUGAGGAGGUCUUAGACCUGUUUGACUCCACGCGAGACAUGAAGCAGAAAUCUCACAUCAAGAUCCACGAAGACGCCAAUGGGGGAAUCUAUACCGUUGGAGUGACCACACGGACUGUGUCCUCAGAGGCUGAGAUGAUUCAGUGCCUGAAGCUGGGGGCUCUGUCUCGUACCACAGCCAGCACUCAGAUGAAUGUGCAGAGCUCCCGAUCCCACGCCAUCUUCACCAUCCACCUGUGCCAAGUCCGCGUCUGUGCCUCUGACAAUCAAGAAAGUGAGAAUGACAACAAGGUGUCUAAUGGAAACAACGAGAUGGAUGAAUACGAGACUCUGACGGCCAAGUUUCACUUUGUGGACCUGGCUGGUUCCGAGAGACUGAAGAGAACUGGAGCGACGGGUGACCGAGCCAAAGAGGGCAUCUCCAUCAACUGUGGACUGCUCGCACUGGGGAAUGUAAUCAGUGCUUUAGGUGACCGUAGCAAGCGGGCCUCUCAUGUGCCUUACAGAGACUCCAAACUGACCCGACUGCUGCAGGACUCAUUAGGAGGAAACAGCCAAACAGUUAUGAUUGCGUGUAUCAGUCCGUCUGACUGUGACUUCAUGGAAACCCUGAACACAUUAAAGUAUGCCAAUCGAGCCCGCAACAUCAAGAACAAGGUGAUGGUGAACCAGGACAAGGCAAGCCAGCAGAUCAGUGCUCUGAGGACCGAGAUAGCGCGACUGCAGAUGGAGCUGAUGGAGUACAAGACGGGCAAACGUAUGGUGGGUGAGGACGGCGUGGAGAGCUUCAGCGACAUGUUCCACGAGAACUCCAUGCUGCAGACGGAGAACAGUAACCUGAGGGUGAGGGUCAAAGCCAUGCAGGAGACCAUCGAUGCCCAGAGGGCUCGCCUCACCCAGCUGCUCAGUGACCAGGCCAACCAGGCUCUGGCCAGGGCAGGUGAAGGAGGCACAGAGGAAAUUGGAAACAUGAUCCAGAGUUACAUCAAAGAAAUUGAAGAACUUCGGGCUAAGCUGCUGGAGAGUGAAGCUGUGAAUGAGAACCUGAGAAAGAAUCUGUCCCGCGCCUCCACCCGUCAGUCAUUCUAUGGAGGGCCGGGCUCCUUCUCCAACACUCUGAUGGCCCCAGAGAAAGAGACCGCUGACAUCAUUGAACUUGCUAAGAAAGACCUGGAGAAACUGAAGAAGCGAGAAAAAAAGAAAAAGAAAAGACUCCAGCAGCUGUUGGAGGAGAGAGAGAGGGAGGAAAGGGAGGAGGUGGUGGAAGAGGUGGAUGCCAGUACAAACAAGGAAGAAGUUCCUGACAAUGAACAAGAGAAGGCCACCGAGAAGGAAAUGAACGAACGGCUCAAUGAAGAGACUGAUAUGGAGGUGCAAGACACCAGUGAUCACGAAGAUGGAGAGGAGGAGGAGGAAGAAGAGGAAGAAGAGAUUGAUGUGGAGGAGAGCUCUGAUGAUUCUGACUCGGAGUCGGAUGAAAAAGAGAACUACCAGGCAGAUCUGGCCAACAUCACAUGUGAGAUUGCCAUCAAGCAGAAACUGAUCGACGAGCUGGAGAACAGCCAGCGGCGUCUGCACACGCUCAAACAGCAGUACGAGCAGAAACUGAUGAUGCUGCAGUGCAAGAUCAGGGACACCCAGCUGGAGAGGGACCGUGUCCUUCACAACAUGACUUCUGUGGAAAGUGGCACCGAGGACAAGGCUCGUAAAAUCAAAGCUGAAUAUGAGAAGAAGCUGAGCGUCAUGAACAAGGAGCUUCAGAAGCUCCAGUCCGCUCAGAAGGAACACGCCCGCCUGCUAAAGAACCAAUCACAGUAUGAGAAGCAGCUGAAGAAGCUUCAGAUGGACGUAACGGAAAUGAAGAAGACAAAGGUCCGUCUCAUGAAGCAAAUGAAGGAGCAGCAGGAGAAAAAUCGACUGAAUGAGUCACGCAGGAACAGAGAAAUUGCCUCCUUGAAGAAAGACCAGCGAAAGCAAGAGCAUCAACUGAAGUUACUGGAGGCUCAGAAAAGGCAGCAGGAGCUGAUUCUCAGGAGAAAGACUGAGGAGGUGACUGCUCUGAGACGGCAGGUCAGGCCCACCUCAGGUAAAGUAGUGAGGAAGGUCAACCUUCCAGAGGCAGCUCAGGACUCCUCUCACCGCCCGCCCUCUGGACGCAUGUAUUCAUCCAGCAACACCAGUUCCAACGGCACAUGGUCCUCCUACAGGCGCACAGCUGGUGUUUAUUCCACCAGAAUGGCUCGUAAUAAAUGGCAGACCCUGGAGCGCCGGAUCACAGACGUCAUAAUGCAGAGGAUGACCAUCUCCAAUAUGGAGGCCGACAUGAACCGUCUCCUCAAGCAACGAGAGGAGCUGACGAAGCGUAAGGAGAAGGUCAUCCGGAAGCGGGACAGGCUGUUGAAAGAGGGACUGGAGGCCGAGAAGACCGUGCUUCCCCUCAACGAGGAAGUGGAUGCGCUGACCGCCAACAUCGACUACAUUAAUGACAGCAUUGCAGACUGUCAAGCCAACAUCAUGCAGAUGGAGGAAACCAAGGAGGAGGGCGACACAGUGGAUGUCUCUGCUGUGAUUGGGUGUUGCACUCUGGCUGAAGCUCGUUUCCUGCUGGAUCAUUUCAUGUCCAUGGCCAUUAACAAGGGUCUGCAGGCAGCUCAGCGGGAGUCUCAGGUGAAGGUGAUGGAGGGCCGGUUGAAGCAGACUGAAAUCACCAGUGCCACACAGAACCAGCUGUUGUUUCACAUGCUGAAGGAGAAGGCAGAGUUCAACCCGGAGCUGGAUGCUUUGCUGGGAAACGCUCUUCAAGAGCUAGGUAACUUCCCAGUUGAAAAUGGGGACGAUAGCAGCAGUGACGAGUCAGCCCAAAGUCCCUCAGCAGAAGGAACGACAUUGGCAUCAGACAUUAUGAAAUUUUGUGGGGAGACCAAAACAAGAAGCAAGGCCCGCAGGAGGACCACGACUCAGAUGGAGCUCCUUUAUGCAAACAGCGACUCUGCCCCCGAUGCACCCACUGACUUCUCCAGUCCUAUGCUGUCUUUGGCUGAAACCCCAGAUGGAUGUGGUGUUGACAUGGACUUGUCGGGCCCAUCAGUCAGAGACUACACAGCUCUUUCCCCUGGCUUUUCCUCUAAAAUGGGCAGCAUUUCUGGCUCCAGAACUGUGUCAGGUUUGGAGAAGCGAACCCCAGAGCCGUCCCCACUCUCUCGCAGGAAGACCUAUGACAAGGCGCAAGCAGCGGCUAACAGGGCAAAGGUCAAGGAGAUUAAACAGGGUGUUAUCAACCCGGUGCCGUCCACUAAGAGCAGCCGCUCAGCGACACUGCAGUGCGUUCACGUGGCGGAGGGACACAGCAAGGCCGUUUUGUGUGUCGACUGCACCGACGACCUUUUGUUCACUGGAUCCAAAGACCGGACCUGUAAGGUGUGGAAUCUGGUGACGGGGCAGGAGAUAAUGUCCCUGGGAGGCCAUCCUAACAAUGUGGUGUCGGUCCGCUACAGCUCCAGUUUAGUCUUCACCGUCUCCACCUCAUACAUCAAAGUCUGGGACAUCAGGGACUCGGCAAAGUGCAUCAGAACUCUAACGUCAUCUGGUCAGGUCACCCUCGGGGAUAUCUGUGCAUCUAACACUAGUCGGACGGUCACCAUCCCUUCAGGAGAAAACCAGAUCAACCAAAUUGCUCUCAAUCCCAAUGGGAUGGUCCUGUAUGCUGCUGCCGGAAACUCUGUGCGGGUGUGGGAUCUGAGGAGAUUUGCUUCUACUGGAAAACUCCUGGGUCACCUUGGUCCUGUAAUGUGUCUGACUGUGGAUCGGUCUGGAAACAACCAAGACUUGGUGAUCACUGGGUCGAAGGAUCAUUACAUUAAGCUGUUUGAUGUAAGUGAAGGCUCCCUGGGGAGCAUCAGCCCCACACACAACUUUGAGCCUCCCCACUAUGAUGGCAUCGAGUCACUGGUGAUCCAGGGGGACAUCUUCUUCAGUGGCUCUCGGGACAACGGGAUCAAAAAGUGGGAUCUGGAUCGCAAAGACCUGCUGCAGCAAGUCCCAAAUGCUCACCGUGACUGGGUUUGCGCUCUGGGCAUUGUCCCAAGCACCCCGGCGCUGCUGAGUGGCUGCAGAGCGGGGGUGCUCAAGCUUUGGCACACAGACUCACUGGGGCCUCUGGGGGAGCUCAAGGGUCAUGAGAGCCCCAUUAACAGCAUCGCUGCCAACAGCAGCCACCUGUUCACCGCCUCAGACGACCGCACAGUGAAGAUCUGGCGUGCACGCGGGGGACUGGACAGCACCUUAGAGGGCGUUGACAAUGCAGAUGAGGUGGCCAGCAACUGAGCACAGCGCCACCCGCUGGUUUUGACUCUGGAAUGAUGGAAGAGCAUUCUGUGAUGCUGCUGCUCUGCACUUUGACCUCCAACUUCUCAACCUAUUGCUGACUCUGAAUACGCUCGCCGUCUUGGCCAGAUGAUCUUCAACUGGGCCCAAACAUGCUCAGUAAUCUCAUCUCGCCAGAACCUAUUGCAGUACCUUUUCUGUCUUAUGGUAUUUUUGUCACAUCAUGGUUCGGUACAGCUCUGUUCAGGUUUUCAGCUUGUAUGAACUAAAACACCAUGGAUGGCUUCUCAUCCCAUCGGAACUUUGUCCGUGGAAACACUGAGCUCAUUCCCAUAUCUCUCUUCACCGAUAAGUCAUGUUGGGGAAAAGUGUCGCCUAAAUCCAACACUCUCACAAGGUAUUUCUGGGUCAGAGACACUGCGGUGAUGAGCAGCUGAUCCCGCCUGCAUCAAGAGGAUUCUGUCACAGAGAAAAGUGAAGCAUGAAGAGCCAUGUUGGACUGUGCCAUACCAUGCAUGGAAAAGUGCCAUAGAAUUGUCAGUGUGUGUUCAGUGUACUCUCAGUGACCGUUUCAAAGAAAAAUGCCUUUUUCUGCUUUGGUGUGGAAGAGUAAUCAGAAGAAAUUGUACUCAGAAAACACACAAUAGACGGUUUAUAGGUGAACUGUGUAGCUAGGCAUAUAAUCAAAGCUAUGCAAGGAUUCAACACAGAUAAACUUUUGUGUUCUCAGAUUUGGGAAGAACUGGCAUGAAGAGCGUUGUAGGAGGAAAAUGUGGCAGAGGUAGACUUGAUAGCUGGUCUUUAGCGCUCACUUUUUUAGUUAAUUUAGUGUUUCUGAGCCCUCAAAACCAACAUCUCCAAAUGGCCAUUUGUGCGGGGAACAAAAAGGGAAAAUGAUGAGAGACUGUACGUUUCAUCUUAGCUCUGCUGUUUUGUACCAGCUUCAGUGCAGCAAGCACAUCUGUGCAACCUGUACCCGGGUGAGACGGUGUGAAGAUGUUACAACUCGUAUGAAAGAAAUCUGAAGCUUCAUCUACAUUGAAAGUUUUUAUGUUGAAGCAACUUAUUAUAGCUCUCUACAAUUUGAGGAUUUGUAGGAGUUUUUUAUUUAUUUAUUUUUUAACUUUAGAAAUCCCAUUUUUUACAGUAUGGUUUCCCCAACAGCGCUCUCCUGCUGUGAUUGGUCAUUUAUUGUUUACCUUGGCAGCUGGUGAUGUCCUACUGCGAGUGGGGGAAUGCUUGCUUCAGGACAAGGUUUUACCAGUUUAAAAGGAAGGUAAAAUUCUUCAAGUUGCCAUAUUAAACUGGCUUUAAAAUCAUGGAUAAGGAUUUGUGAUUAUAUCCUAGACAAUGUAGAUGCUUACCUUAGCUUUGAAGAGGCUGACAACCUUUUCCAAAUCCAGCCUGUCCUGUGACAGACGGCUUAAAGAUGAGAAACAUGAAACAGUGAAACUUAGCUGCGAUACAUUCAGCCUGUCUGUUAUCUGCUGAAAUUCUCACCGUCUGAAUGAAAAGUAGAUGUGUCAUGCUGUAGUGUAUUAUGGUUCAUUUAAAAAAAAAAAAAAAAGCUUUCUUUGUCUCUUUACUUAACCCUGGUUUAAACGCGUCGGCCAUACUAAAAACAAGUGGUCUUUAACUUACGUCAUCCACACAGAGUAGUGGUGCUGUUGCUACGCUCUGGUAGUGAUUACAUAUGGAGAACCUUAGUUUCUGAUUGGCCGCUCACCCGGCAGAGACUUAAAUAAGCUGCUCCAGUCUGACUGCAGAGCGUUCAGAGGUGUAGGCAGCCAUUAGUCAGGCUGAAGCUGUGGGAGUCCUUCGCUUUGCUUAGUUUCAGGCUCUUUAAGCAAUGAGUGUGGCGGUAUCCUUUAACACUUGAGCACCUGUAAAAAGUAACACAGUUAAGCUUUGACACUAACAUAAUCCUUACAUGUCAGACCUGGAGGAUCUUCACACCACCUGGUCUUGUGUUUGUUGUGACAAUCUUUCUCCACUCCUUGACCCCAGACCACCACGUUUUUGUCUCCUUGCUGCUCACGUUCUUUAACCAAAUGACAGGUCCUCUGGUUGCCCACUGCGGGUGAGCCCCACCUGAUAUCAUAGCUCCACUUUGCGUGUAUAUGUGAUUGUAAUUUUGGUUAAGAGAGGCCUUCAGUUGUCACCUAACUGCGUCAACAAAUGUCUGUCUCCCGGUUCUGACCCGUGUGGUUCCCCUCUGAGGACUUCUGCGCUGUCUGUAAUCGACCUGUCUUUCUCGACUGUGCGCUGUUACUUCUGAAUGUUUGGUGAAAGCAGCUAUAAGCGUUGCUGCAUUUCAGAUCUGUUUGUUGAAGCUGCAUAUAUAUAUAUAUGAAAAUGUGACUGAAUGUUGGCGUUGUGGGACCACUGAUCCAUAUCCUGUCUCACCGCAGAACCAAGAGGACCAGAAUUAGCAGGAGGAGCGACAGGCAGCGUUAGCAGGAUUCUUCUUCACUAAGGCAGUAGAUUGAUGUUCUCCACCUACAGUUGUUUUGUUUUUACUUUAUUCUUUUUGGUUGUACCCGUCUGGAGGUUUAGUAGCCUCUCCCUAAUGGCAAACCAUAGCGAUUCUAAUGUCAGAUGCCUGAUGAGAAUAAAUGCCAUCUGUCAAAAACAGCCAAGCAUG